CACCCACCCGGACCCGCCCGCGCUCCUUUUUAUUCCCCUCUCUCGCUCGCAUCGCCGCAGCGCUUUCCGAUCGAGCUCAUUCUGCCUGCCCCCCGCCGCGUCUACGAGAGAGCAGGUGGGUAAGCGAGGCUGCCAGCGAGAGUGAGAGAACCGCAGGCCGCGCGACAAGAGGGGUUUUGAUCCGAGUCCGAUGGCCGGCGCCGGGGCGGACGGGGAGCGCCGGAUCGGCGUGGCGAUGGACUACUCGGACAGCUCCAAGAAGGCGCUGGGGUGGGCCGUCGACAACCUGCUCCGCCGCGGGGACACCCUCGUCGUCGUCCACGUCCUGCACCACGGCGGGGAGGAGACCAAGCACGCGCUCUGGGCCAAGUCCGGAUCCCCGCUGAUCCCCCUCUCCGAGUUCCGGGAGCCCGAGGUGAUGAAGAACUACGGCGUGAAGGCCGACGCCGAGGUGCUCGACAUGAUCGACACGGCGGCGCGCCAGAAGCAGCUCAAGGUGGUGGCCAAGCUGUACUGGGGCGACGCCAGGGAGAAGCUCUGCGACGGCGUCGAGGAGCUCAAGAUCGACUCCCUCGUCAUGGGCAGCCGCGGCCUCGGCCCGAUCGAGAGGAUCCUGCUGGGAAGUGUGACAAACUACGUGCUGUCGCACGCAUCGUGCCCUGUGACAGUUGUCAAGGGGAAGUAAGGACCGGGCCAGCCUACAGCGAUAUGAUUGAGGAUGGUAGCAUGCAGUUUGUGAGGGUUACUGCAUUCGAAUAAAGUGUGGCUUUUUAUUAUUUGUGAUGCUGCAGCUUCCAGAAACCCUGUCGAUCUCUAGUCUGUGAACGCUAGAUGCUAAUGUGCUCACCUGCGUGCAUCCCUUCUUAAUUAUUCAGAUCGAAUUUGAGGUUUUAUACCCUUUUGUUGGUCGUUCGUUA
Molecule: messenger RNA, 917 nt
Organism: Panicum virgatum (switchgrass)
Lineage: Eukaryota; Viridiplantae; Streptophyta; Magnoliopsida; Poales; Poaceae
Product: universal stress protein PHOS32-like
Exons: 4
Coding region: 191-685 (164 amino acids)
Source: RefSeq, a predicted model, not a curated record